Molecule: messenger RNA, 606 nt
Organism: Chenopodium quinoa (quinoa)
Lineage: Eukaryota; Viridiplantae; Streptophyta; Magnoliopsida; Caryophyllales; Amaranthaceae
Product: probable sesquiterpene synthase
Exons: 3
Coding region: 1-606 (201 amino acids)
Molecular function (GO): terpene synthase activity; magnesium ion binding
Source: RefSeq, a predicted model, not a curated record
AUGCCGGAAUCUUAUGUUCUCUACCCUACUCAGAAGCUUAAAAGAACAGGGUCUACUCUUAUAUUUGGCCGAUACUUGCCAAGCUACAUGAAAGAAGCCAUAUGGCGUGACAAAAAAUUCGUUCCAACGUACGAUGAAUACAUGAAAAACGGGAUUUUUAGCUCCGGCUAUAUGUACACUACGGUGUCAUUCUAUUUAGGUAUGGGGGACUUUGCAACUAAAGAUGCCUUUGAAUGGUUGAACCAAAUUCCCAAGGCUGUAAAAGCCUGUUGUAUGAUCGGGCGGCUCCUGAAUGACAUUAUUAGCCAUGAGUUUGAAGUAAAAAGAGGCCCUGUUUCAACUGCGUUAAAUAGUCACAUGGGUCAGUUUGGUACGUCCAUGGAAGAAACCAUCAAGGAGCUUCGAUCAGAGGUGGAGUGUGCAUGGAAGGACUUAAACGAAGCGAUUUUUGGACCUAUUACUAUUCCAAGGCCAUUGCUAACUUGUACCGUUAACUUGGCAAGAAUAUUAUACGAUGUUUAUCCUGAUGGUGAAGAUGGCUAUACUAUGACCCAGUUUAUCCGCAAACAAGUCGAAAUGAUUCUAAUUGAACCUAUCAUUGAAUAA